Ruditapes philippinarum (Manila clam) is the source of this 2795-nucleotide messenger RNA. RefSeq names its product carbohydrate sulfotransferase 4-like. Gene Ontology annotation, molecular function: N-acetylglucosamine 6-O-sulfotransferase activity. Lineage: Eukaryota; Metazoa; Mollusca; Bivalvia; Venerida; Veneridae. Bases 209 to 1501 code for a protein of 430 amino acids. Gene Ontology annotation, biological process: sulfur compound metabolic process; N-acetylglucosamine metabolic process. The transcript is spliced from 4 exons. The record is from RefSeq and is a predicted model, not a curated record.
UUAUUGAAACAAACAUAAAAAUCUAAGGCAUUGCAAGAUUUUGCUUAUUUAAACCGAUAGCGCAUCGUUGAGUAACAACCUAAUUGUAAACGAUUGAUUGUUUAAGUAAAUCGCGGGUUAUAUUUUUCAACUCUUGUAUUGUAAAAAUUAGAAUGUUCGGAUAUUCAUAAAUGUUGUGUUACAAGAAAAGAUAUUUAGAUGCAACUAAAUGUAUGGUAAAGACAGAAUCAUUACGAUUAGUUUAAUAUUAAAAGACAAGAUUCGCAUGAAGUCUAGGAAAUGGGCUUAUGGAGUGGUCAGGUGGAGACUGUAUCUUUUGCAUUACAUGCGGUUGUCCUCGAACAGUGUGUGGGGGUUACUAUGGGAGCACGUGGCAGCGAUGAGCUUAAGGUCAAAGUUGAUAACCUUGGUGUUUAUACUUGGUUUUACACAUAUGGCGGUCGACUAUAUUUAUACAAAUGAAGAUGACAUGUACGUCAGUUCUGACAAGGAAGAUCUGAAGUUAGAUAAGGCCACACAGACUGCAACAUUUGUUAUAAUUGUAGGCUAUGGUAGGACUGGGUCGUCAUGGCUUGGAGAGAUACUGAGCAAGGCGGAAGAGAGUUUUUAUAUGUUUGAACCAAUGCAGAGACCAUUGGCGGAAGGUUACUACCUGACUAAUAUGGUUGCUUUUAAUAAUAAUAGCUACAGGAGACCACUGUCUUUAAUGGAGAGACACGAUUUCAUGAUAACUACCAUUCAUAGAGUGUUCACGUGCCAAUUUUCAUUACUUCAUACAUUUUCUCAAGAGAUUUUGGUGCGGCAUCAAGUGCGACUGAAUGCAGGGACAUUUACGCACUGUAGGGACUUCAACUCAUACAGAUCCUACUUCUGUAUCAAAGAACUGGAGAGGGUGUGUCUAUCCAAGACGCACCGAAUUGUAAAAACAAUCAGAGUUUCGAUGGAGCUUGUAAGUAAUAUGGUCGAGAUGUGGCCGAAUUUAAAAGUCGUUCAUUUAGUUCGAGACCCACGUGCUAUCACUCAUUCGCGGAGUAAAGGUCAAGAUUUUCAGAUGGCACUUGAUACAGUGAGUCAUUCAGCCGAUAUGUGUACAAGAAUGUUUGAAGAUGUAAAACAAGACUGGUUUAUUCAAAGGAAAUAUCCUGGCCGAUUAAUUAUUGUGUCCUAUGAGGCAUUGGCAGGGUCACCUUACGCUGCCACAGGUUUUAUCUACGAUUUCCUAAAUAUGCUGUUUCGAGAAAAGACUUGGUUUUGGGUUUUUAAUAGCAUGAGAAACCAAAACGAAACCGAAACUCAUUACUAUGCAACUGUGAGAUUUAACUCAUCCAAAGUUGCCAAUCGUUGGCGUGAAAGUUUGUAUUAUAAAAAGGUGCAGGAGAUAGAUCUGUCUUGCACGGACGUCUACAAAGCUCUAGGAUACAUUCCUAUCAGUUCAGUAGAAGAUCUGAAUUCAGGAAAGCCAACAAGAAGAAAAGUUGACAAUAUUGAAGGGUAUCUUUAAUAAUAAUGGUAUAAAGACGUAACCAGUGCAACUUCAAAUAAAUGAGAUUUUUUUUAUAUUAUACACGAACAAAAAAUAGUUAGUAUUUGUGAAAGAUAUCGUUAAAUGUGAAGAGAAUUUGCUUGAAAAUAUUUAAUAAUAUUUGUAAUAUGUUUUGCUGAAUUAAAAAGACAAUUGUUUGAUAAAACAUGUUUUACUCGAAUAAAAGUUAAAAAUAUAUGAAAGGUUUUGAUAAAAGGUUAUUGAACAUUGUUGAGUACAAUAUUGAAUUUCACUGGACGAGUGCACAGCUGUCAAAAUAUAUUAGAUGAGGAACUUCCUACAUGUAGAUCUAAUAAAGGUUUUGCAGCUGUGUACGAAUCCAAUAGAAUCAGUAUUAUACUCAAAAUGUAUAAUGACCUCUUUACUUUACACCAUAAUAUUCUUUACAAAUUUACAGACUUUUGUUACUUCGAGUACAAUAAGUAUUUGAUAUGAUUUUUUGGACUCUGAAAAUGAAAACGAGACAAUAUGGAGAACAAUAGUGAUUUGAUAUGGAAUUUUGGACAGUUACAACGAAAACGAGGCUUAAUUGAUAAGAUUGUAUCAAAUAUUGAUUUAUAUUAGGAGAUCACAAGAUGCAAAAUUUUAAAGUUAAAAUUUGAAAGUUAAUUGGUAACUAGUGUGAAAAAAUGGUAAAUAUAUACCUAUCACAAACUCCUUUUUACCCACCUUCGAAUAAAUUUCAACAAAUUUGUUUCUAUUCCUAACGUCUGUUAAUAGUUUGUUAUUUAUUUCAAAGAAUUGAAAAAUAUAUUUGUUUUAAACCUGUGAAUGCCACUUGGCAAAUGAAUACUUUUCUGUGUCUAUUUAUUUUUCAUUUAUUCUUCUUUUGUUUGUUCCUUUGUUAUUUUACAAACUGUAUCUAUUUUGUGAUUAACAAUAAACAAUAUAAUAUUAUAAGAUCAUUCGACUUUGCUUGCCCUGAUAUUAUCCCUUUUUCUGGUACGAUUCUCCGGCAUGAUCGAGUGCACAACGCCGUUGAUUUCAAACCACUUGCCUCUCACCGCUGUAGGUUUGAGCUACGCAAGCGUCUUCGAAUUCUUUCAUGUGAGAAAGGUAUUCACGUAGCUUAUGGAACGUCGGUUGUUCUACUCAAGUCCUCAUUUUGCCUGAAAUAAUGUACAGAAGGGCACUCGAACUGCUCCUCUACCGGUAAAGCCGGAAAAUUGACAUUUGGCAUGUACUGUGUUGGUGUGAUUUAAUACCCGACCAAAAAAUACCGAAAUAGCAUCACGGUUAAUCGGACCAAAAU